This is a messenger RNA of Maniola jurtina (meadow brown), 8286 nucleotides long. RefSeq lists its product as uncharacterized. Lineage: Eukaryota; Metazoa; Arthropoda; Insecta; Lepidoptera; Nymphalidae. Bases 1 to 8286 code for a protein of 2761 amino acids. The record is from RefSeq and is a predicted model, not a curated record. The transcript has 2 exons.
AUGAAGAUCACAAUUAUCUUCCUGACUGUGCUCAGCACCGUUUUCCUGCUAUCUUCUGCCGCACCUGCACCAUUAUUAGGAAUAGGUAAAAUCACUAGAGUUUUGGGCAAUGUUGUUAAGACAGUUGGUGCUAAUACUGGUGAAGUCAUCAGACAAGUUGGCACCAUCACUGAUAAUACCGUUAAACAUGUCACCGGUAAAAUCGUCAACGAUGUUAAGACAACCGUAAGUAAAAUUGGGAAAGGUGUGGAGGCUGUCAAAUCCACAGUUCAAGCUAAAGCAAACUGCGCUGAAGAUUCUCUGAAACAAUUAGUCUACGAAAGAAUCAAAAUUAGUGAAGAAGUCUUAGCUAAAGUUAUACAAACUGUUAAAAAUGCUUUGGCUAAAGCUUGUGAUAAAAAUAGAGAAGGUCUAACUAAAGUGAGUGACUGGUUAAAGAGUUUUAAGAGUCUAGUUACUACAGUACACGACAAACUCAAGAAAGUGGUCAAUGGUGGUUCUCAAGCAGCUCGCGAUGAACUUGUCGCUGAAAUGAACAUAGCUAUUAAAGAAACUAAGGCCACUCUGGCUAGCUUCAAAAACAUUCCAGACGCCGUCAAAACAGUCUUGAACAAGGGAAUAGGAACCAUCUUGGAUAAUGCAACCGUUGUUGUUAAAGCCCUCAAGGGCACAUCGUCCCAAGAUUCUCUGAAACAAUUAACUUACGAACUAAUCAAAAGCAGCGAAGAUCUUCUAGCUAAGGUUAUAAAAUCUGUUAAAACUGCUUUGUCUAAAGCUUCUAAAGAAGAUAGAGAAGGUCUCACCCAAGUGACUGAGUGGUUAAAGAGCUUUAAAAGCCUAGUCGCUACAAUACACGAUAAACUCAAGAAAGUGGUCAAUGGUGGUUCUCAAGCAGCUCGUGAUAAAGUUAUCGUUGAAUUGAAUACAGCUAUUGAAGAAACUAAGGCAGCUCUGGAUAGCUUCACAAACAUUCAGGAAGCCGUCAAAGCCGUCUUGGACAAGGGAAUAGGAGCUAUCUUGGCUAAUGCAGCUCGUGAACUUGAAGCUCUCAAGGGUUCAUCGUCUACAGGAAACAGUGCUGAAGAUUCUCUGAAGCAAUUAACCUACGAACUAAUCAAAAACAGUGAAGAUCGUCUAGCUAAGGUUAUAACAUUUGUUAGAGAUGCUUGCGCUAAAGCUUCUGAUGAAGAUAGAGAAGGUCUCACCCAAGUGACUGAGUGGUUAAAGAGCUUUAAAAGCCUAGUCGCUACAAUACACGAUAAACUCAAGAAAGUGGUCAGUGGUGGUUCUCAAGCAGCUCGUGAUAAAGUUAUCGUUGAAUUGAAUACAGCUAUUGAAGAAACUAAGGCAGCUCUGGAUAGCUUCACAAACAUUCAGGAAGCCGUCAAAGCCGUCUUGGACAAGGGAAUAGGAGCUAUCUUGGCUAAUGCAGCUCGUGAACUUGAAGCUCUCAAGGGUUCAUCGUCUACAGGAAACAGUGCUGAAGAUUCUCUGAAGCAAUUAACCUACGAACUAAUCAAAAACAGUGAAGAUCGUCUAGCUAAGGUUAUAACAUUUGUUAAAACUGCUUUGUCUAAAGCUUCUGAUGAAGAUAGAGAAGGUCUCACCCAAGUGACUGAGUGGUUAAAGAGCUUUAAAAGCCUAGUCGCUACAAUACACGAUAAACUCAAGAAAGUGGUCAAUGGUGGUUCUCAAGCAGCUCGUGAUAAAGUUAUCGUUGAAUUGAAUACAGCUAUUGAAGAAACUAAGGCAGCUCUGGAUAGCUUCAAAAACAUUACGGACGCCGUCAAAGCCGUCUUGGACAAGGGAAUAGGAGCUAUCUUGGCUAAUGCAGCUCGUGAACUUGAAGCUCUCAAGGGUUCAUCGUCUACAGGAAACAGUGCUGAAGAUUCUCUGAAACAAUUAACCUACGAACUAAUCAAAAACAGUGAAGAUCGUCUAGCUAAGGUUAUAACAUUUGUUAAAACUGCUUUGUCUAAAGCUUCUGAUGAAGAUAGAGAAGGUCUCACCCAAGUGACUGAGUGGUUAAAGAGCUUUAAAAGCCUAGUCGCUACAAUACACGAUAAACUCAAGAAAGUGGUCAAUGGUGGUUCUCAAGCAGCUCGUGAUAAAGUUAUCGUUGAAUUGAAUACAGCUAUUGAAGAAACUAAGGCAGCUCUGGAUAGCUUCACAAACAUUCAGGUAGCCGUCAAAGCCGUCUUGGACAAGGGAAUAGGAGCUAUCUUGGCUAAUGCAUCUCGUGAACUUGAAGCUCUCAAGGGUUCAUCGUCUACAGGAAACAGUGCUGAAGAUUCUCUGAAGCAAUUAACCUACGAACUAAUCAAAAGCAGCGAAGAUCUUCUAGCUAAGGUUAUAAAAUCUGUUAAAACUGCUUUGUCUAAAGCUUCUAAAGAAGAUAGAGAAGGUCUCACCCAAGUGACUGAGUGGUUAAAGAGUUUUAAAAGCCUAGUCGCUACAAUACACGAUAAACUCAAGAAAGUGGUCAAUGGUGAUUCUCAAGCAGCUCGUGAUAAAGUUAUCGUUGAAUUGAAUACAGCUAUUGAAGAAACUAAGGCAGCUCUGGAUAGCUUCACAAACAUUCAGGAAGCCGUCAAAGCCGUCUUGGACAAGGGAAUAGGAGCUAUCUUGGCUAAUGCAGCUCGUGAACUUGAAGCUCUCAAGGGUUCAUCGUCUACAGGAAACAGUGCUGAAGAUUCUCUGAAGCAAUUAACCUACGAACUAAUCAAAAGCAGUGAAGAUCGUCUAGCUAAGGUUAUAACAUUUGUUAAAACUGCUUUGUCUAAAGCUUCUGAUGAAGAUAGAGAAGGUCUCACCCAAGUGACUGAGUGGUUAAAGAGCUUUAAAAGCCUAGUCGCUACAAUACACGAUAAACUCAAGAAAGUGGUCAAUGGUGGUUCUCAAGCAGCUCGUGAUAAAGUUAUCGUUGAAUUGAAUACAGCUAUUGAAGAAACUAAGGCAGCUCUGGAUAGCUUCACAAACAUUCAGGAAGCCGUCAAAGCCGUCUUGGACAAGGGAAUAGGAGCUAUCUUGGCUAUUGCAGCUCGUGAACUUGAAGCUCUCAAGGGUUCAUCGUCUACAGGAAACAGUGCUGAAGAUUCUCUGAAGCAAUUAACCUACGAACUAAUCAAAAGCAGUGAAGAUCGUCUAGCUAAGGUUAUAACAUUUGUUAAAACUGCUUUGUCUAAAGCUUCUGAUGAAGAUAGAGAAGGUCUCACCCAAGUGACUGAGUGGUUAAAGAGUUUUAAAAGCCUAGUCGCUACAAUACACGAUAAACUCAAGAAAGUGGUCAAUGGUGGUUCUCAAGCAGCUCGUGAUAAAGUUAUCGUUGAAUUGAAUACAGCUAUUGAAGAAACUAAGGCAGCUCUGGAUAGCUUCAAAAACAUUACGGACGCCGUCAAAGCCGUCUUGGACAAGGGAAUAGGAGCUAUCUUGGCUAAUGCAGCUCGUGAACUUGAAGCUCUCAAGGGUUCAUCGUCUACAGGAAACAGUGCUGAAGAUUCUCUGAAGCAAUUAACCUACGAACUAAUCAAAAGCAGCGAAGAUCUUCUAGCUAAGGUUAUAAAAUCUGUUAAAACUGCUUUGUCUAAAGCUUCUAAAGAAGAUAGAGAAGGUCUCACCCAAGUGACUGAGUGGUUAAAGAGUUUUAAAAGCCUAGUCGCUACAAUACACGAUAAACUCAAGAAAGUGGUCAAUGGUGGUUCUCAAGCAGCUCGUGAUAAAGUUAUCGUUGAAUUGAAUACAGCUAUUGAAGAAACUAAGGCAGCUUUGGAUAGCUUCACAAACAUUCAGGAAGCCGUCAAAGCCGUCUUGGACAAGGGAAUAGGAGCUAUCUUGGCUAAUGCAGCUCGUGAACUUGAAGCUCUCAAGGGUUCAUCGUCUACAGGAAACAGUGCUGAAGAUUCUCUGAAGCAAUUAACCUACGAACUAAUCAAAAACAGUGAAGAUCGUCUGGCUAAGGUUAUAACAUUUGUUAAAUCUGCUUUGUCUAAAGCUUUUGAUGAAGAUAGAGAAGGUCUCAUUCAAGUGACUGAGUGGUUAAAGAGCUUUAAAAGCCUAGUCGCUACAAUACACGAUAAACUCAAGAAAGUGGUCAAUGGUGGUUCUCAAGCAGCUCGUGAUAAAGUUAUCGUUGAAUUGAAUACAGCUAUUGAAGAAACUAAGGCAGCUCUGGAUAGCUUCACAAACAUUCAGGAAGCCGUCAAAGCCGUCUUGGACAAGGGAAUAGGAGCUAUCUUGGCUAAUGCAGCUCGUGAACUUGAAGCUCUCAAGGGUUCAUCGUCUACAGGAAACAGUGCUGAAGAUUCUCUGAAGCAAUUAACCUACGAACUAAUCAAAAGCAGUGAAGAUCGUCUAGCUAAGGUUAUAACAUUUGUUAAAACUGCUUUGUCUAAAGCUUCUGAUGAAGAUAGAGAAGGUCUCACCCAAGUGACUGAGUGGUUAAAGAGUUUUAAAAGCCUAGUCGCUACAAUACACGAUAAACUCAAGAAAGUGGUCAAUGGUGGUUCUCAAGCAGCUCGUGAUAAAGUUAUCGUUGAAUUGAAUACAGCUAUUGAAGAAACUAAGGCAGCUCUGGAUAGCUUCACAAACAUUCAGGUAGCCGUCAAAGCCGUCUUGGACAAGGGAAUAGGAGCUAUCUUGGCUAAUGCAGCUCGUGAACUUGAAGCUCUCAAGGGUUCAUCGUCUACAGGAAACAGUGCUGAAGAUUCUCUGAAGCAAUUAACCUACGAACUAAUCAAAAACAGUGAAGAUCGUCUAGCUAAGGUUAUAACAUUUGUUAGAGAUGCUUGCGCUAAAGCUUCUGAUGAAGAUAGAGAAGGUGUCACCCAAGUGACUGAGUGGUUAAAGAGCUUUAAAAGCCUAGUCGCUACAAUACACGAUAAACUCAAGAAAGUGGUCAAUGGUGGUUCUCAAGCAGCUCGUGAUAAAGUUAUCGUUGAAUUGAAUACAGCUAUUGAAGAAACUAAGGCAGCUCUGGAUAGCUUCACAAACAUUCAGGAAGCCGUCAAAGCCGUCUUGGACAAGGGAAUAGGAGCUAUCUUGGCUAAUGCAGCUCGUGAACUUGAAGCUCUCAAGGGUUCAUCGUCUACAGGAAACAGUGCUGAAGAUUCUCUGAAGCAAUUAACCUACGAACUAAUCAAAAACAGUGAAGAUCGUCUAGCUAAGGUUAUAACAUUUGUUAAAACUGCUUUGUCUAAAGCUUCUGAUGAAGAUAGAGAAGGUCUCACCCAAGUGACUGAGUGGUUAAAGAGCUUUAAAAGCCUAGUCGCUGCAAUACACGAUAAACUCAAGAAAGUGGUCAAUGGUGGUUCUCAAGCAGCUCGUGAUAAAGUUGUCGUUGAAUUGAAUACAGCUAUUGAAGAAACUAAGGCAGCUCUGGAUAGCUUCACAAACAUUCAGGAAGCCGUCAAAGCCGUCUUGGACAAGGGAAUAGGAGCUAUCUUGGCUAAUGCAGCUCGUGAACUUGAAGCUCUCAAGGGUUCAUCGUCUACAGGAAACAGUGCUGAAGAUUCUCUGAAGCAAUUAACCUACGAACUAAUCAAAAACAGUGAAGAUCGUCUAGCUAAGGUUAUAACAUUUGUUAAAACUGCUUUGUCUAAAGCUUCUGAUGAAGAUAGAGAAGGUCUUACCCAAGUGACUGAGUGGUUAAAGAGCUUUAAAAGCCUAGUCGCUACAAUACACGAUAAACUCAAGAAAGUGGUCAGUGGUGGUUCUCAAGCAGCUCGUGAUAAAGUUAUCGUUGAAUUGAAUACAGCUAUUGAAGAAACUAAGGCAGCUCUGGAUAGCUUCACAAACAUUCAGGAAGCCGUCAAAGCCGUCUUGGACAAGGGAAUAGGAGCUAUCUUGGCUAAUGCAGCUCGUGAACUUGAAGCUCUCAAGGGUUCAUCGUCUACAGGAAACAGUGCUGAAGAUUCUCUGAAGCAAUUAACCUACGAACUAAUCAAAAACAGUGAAGAUCGUCUAGCUAAGGUUAUAACAUUUGUUAAAACUGCUUUGUCUAAAGCUUCUGAUGAAGAUAGAGAAGGUCUCACCCAAGUGGCUGAGUGGUUAAAGAGCUUUAAAAGCCUAGUCGCUACAAUACACGAUAAACUCAAGAAAGUGGUCAAUGGUGGUUCUCAAGCAGCUCGUGAUAAAGUUAUCGUUGAAUUGAAUACAGCUAUUGAAGAAACUAAGGCAGCUCUGGAUAGCUUCACAAACAUUCAGGAAGCCGUCAAAGCCGUCUUGGACAAGGGAAUAGGAGCUAUCUUGGCUAAUGCAGCUCGUGAACUUGAAGCUCUCAAGGGUUCAUCGUCUACAGGAAACAGUGCUGAAGAUUCUCUGAAGCAAUUAACCUACGAACUAAUCAAAAACAGUGAAGAUCGUCUAGCUAAGGUUAUAACAUUUGUUAGAGAUGCUUGCGCUAAAGCUUCUGAUGAAGAUAGAGAAGGUCUCACCCAAGUGACUGAGUGGUUAAAGAGCUUUAAAAGCCUAGUCGCUACAAUACACGAUAAACUCAAGAAAGUGGUCAAUGGUGGUUCUCAAGCAGCUCGUGAUAAAGUUAUCGUUGAAUUGAAUACAGCUAUUGAAGAAACUAAGGCAGCUCUGGAUAGCUUCACAAACAUUCAGGAAGCCGUCAAAGCCGUCUUGGACAAGGGAAUAGGAGCUAUCUUGGCUAAUGCAGCUCGUGAACUUGAAGCUCUCAAGGGUUCAUCGUCUACAGGAAACAGUGCUGAAGAUUCUCUGAAGCAAUUAACCUACGAACUAAUCAAAAACAGUGAAGAUCGUCUAGCUAAGAUUAUAACAUUUGUUAAAACUGCUUUGUCUAAAGCUUCUGAUGAAGAUAUAGAAGGUCUCACCCAAGUGACUGAGUGGUUAAAGAGCUUUAAAAGCCUAGUCGCUACAAUACACGAUAAACUCAAGAAAGUGGUCAAUGGUGGUUCUCAAGCAGCUCGUGAUAAAGUUAUCGUUGAAUUGAAUACAGCUAUUGAAGAAACUAAGGCAGCUCUGGAUAGCUUCACAAACAUUCAGGAAGCCGUCAAAGCCGUCUUGGACAAGGGAAUAGGAGCUAUCUUGGCUAAUGCAGCUCGUGAACUUGAAGCUCUCAAGGGUUCAUCGUCUACAGGAAACAGUGCUGAAGAUUCUCUGAAGCAAUUAACCUACGAACUAAUCAAAAACAGUGAAGAUCGUCUAGCUAAGGUUAUAACAUUUGUUAGAGAUGCUUGCGCUAAAGCUUCUGAUGAAGAUAGAGAAGGUCUCACCCAAGUGACUGAGUGGUUAAAGAGCUUUAAAAGCCUAGUCGCUACAAUACACGAUAAACUCAAGAAAGUGAUCAAUGGUGGUUCUCAAGCAGCUCGUGAUAAAGUUAUCGUUGAAUUGAAUACAGCUAUUGAAGAAACUAAGGCAGCUCUGGAUAGCUUCACAAACAUUCAGGAAGCCGUCAAAGCCGUCUUGGACAAGGGAAUAGGAGCUAUCUUGGCUAAUGCAGCUCGUGAACUUGAAGCUCUCAAGGGUUCAUCGUCUACAGGAAACAGUGCUGAAGAUUAUCUAAAAGAGUUAGUUUAUGAACGAAUAAAAAUUAGUGAAGAAGUUCUAGCUAAGGUUAUAAAAGCAGUUAAAAAUGCUUUAGCUAACGCUUCUGGUGAAGAUAGAGAACGUCUAAGUCAAGUAACUGAGUGGUUAAACAGUUUUGAAAGCUUAGUCACAACAGUAGGCAAUAAACUCAAGGAAGUUGUCAAAGGUGGCUGUGAAGUAGCUCGUUCAGAAGUUAUCAUUCAAAUAGAGACAGCUAUUGAAGAAACUAAAGCCGCUCUCACUUACUUCGAAAACAUUCCAGAAGACGUCAAUGCAUGCUUAAACAAGAGAAUAGGAACCAUUAUAGCUAAUGCGGUAGAUGUAAUCAAAGCACUUGAAAGAGAGAACGAUGUAAAUGUAACUCUGAAACAAUCAGUCUAUGAACGAAUCGAAUCUAACGCAGGCGCUUUAGAGGAAGCCAAAAAUGCUGUAGCAAAUGGCUUGGCUAGCACUGAUGGUGUUGAAAACGAGAAUCUAACCGAAGUUAGUGACUGGUUGAACUAUUUAGAAGAACUUUUCCUUACACUAAUAAGUGAACUCAAAAAAGUGGUUAACAGAAAAUCUUUGGAAGGUCGUGAUGAUGUUGUAAGUGAGUUGGAAAUGGCUAAUCAAGACACUAAGACAGCUUUGGCUAGUUUUGACUAUAUUCCGGAAGAAGUCAGGAAUGUCUUGGAUGAACAAAUUGGAAUCAUGUUGACUAAUUGUGAUUUUGUUGCUGAAGAACUAAGCAGGGCUUAA